GUGCAGCGAACCAGUCUUGCAGGAUGAGCACUGUGACUGAAGAAGCUAAGCCAGAAGAUGGCAAACCGGAGUCUGAAAAAAAAAUAUUUUAUUGUGAAGUUUGUAAAGUUCCAUGUAUGAGUUCUAUAAGUCUUCAGUCACACUAUCGUGGUGCAAAGCACAGAAAGGUCCUCCAGCUCCAGUCCGAACGCUGAGGAAGUAUGAAACACAGAGACCAGUGAAGAGAGGACUCAUAAAGGACAUAACCUGUCUGAAGGAUUUUAUGAAUGAUCCCAAAAGAGAAGAACCUCUAGUUGGUUUAGAACAUGUGAUUGAAAUCAGAUUUGAAGGAAGAAAAGAGCCACAUUAUGAGUGCAAGCUGUGUGGGUUUAAUACAGAGAUGGCACCUAUGAUAGAACAUCUUAGUGGUUAUAAACACAGAAGAGCAUACAUCUCUAAAGAAUUUCCAGAUAAAAUGAAGAGAAAGACAACAGAUGUAAAAGAAUGCAAAGUCUCAUUUCUCAGACGGAUAGCAGGAGAGCUAGAGAAGACUGAAGGAUUAAAAAUGUAUAAGAUUGAAGGUUACAUAAGACCAAGUACCUCACCCCCAUCAAAGAAGAAAGCAAGGUGGAAGGAUGAUUAUAAGCAUGAGAAUGAUCCUGUUCGGAAACAGAAAGCUUUAGAGUUCUUGGAGACUUUUCACAUCACCUCAGACUCAGAAGCAACACUUGUUGUUCAUAUUACUCAGGAACUCACAGAAGCUUUGAAGGCCUUUUGUGAAAAGAAAGCAGCAGUUAAUUAUACUAACAGUCUGAGGCCACUGAUGUCACUAUCUCAAGGUGAAUUUCCAGGAAGGAAAAGCAUCCCAAAACACUAUAAGCUAUAUGAAAAAUCCAAAGGAAAUUCUAACUGGAAUCAAGGUUUUUUGUCUCAGUAUGAAGAGUGUUCUGCAGAUGCUUCUUUUGCUCCUGCUAACUCAUACAGUUACCAAACAGAUGAUGGAGCAUCUUCCUAUGGACUAAGAUCUAAGGACUUUGCAAUGAUGUCUGCACUCAGGGACUCUUUCGCUUUUCAGACUGGAAGUCCUGCCAGUGGUAUCAGUGAAUGGCUGAGGCAGUUCAGCCGAUCUGCUUCUGGCAGUAAUUCAGCUGGUGGGGCCUCUUCCUAUGAGACAAAUCCAGUGAGUGAGUACUCGGUGGAAUAUAUGUCCAACAAUGUGCGAGGAAAUAAGCUCCCUGAUAACCGAAUCUCAUAUGGCGGGGAAAGUACAAGUUGGAGGAAUCAACAAGCAUGUUCAAAAGCAAGGAGUAUAAGUGAUCAAGGAUUACCCUAUCCCAAUUCUUCUGCCUCAUAUCCUUCAUCUGGAAGAUAUUCCACAAACUAUCCUUUGCAAAGCUAUUCCUCUUAUGAGAAUGAUGAGUGUGUGAAUACUUGUACCUCUUCUGCAAAUUCUGCAGUUUCAGGAAGAGGUGGUUCCAGAUGGAAUGAGGACUCCAGAUGGAAUGAGGACUCUAGGUGGAACCAGAGCUCUAGCUGGAGCAAGGAGUCUAGCUGGCACCAGGAAUCUAGGUGUCAAGGAUUCAGGCAUCAGAAGUCAGGCUACAAGAGUGAUUGGGGUUCACAUGAGUACUCGUUUGCUGGCAGCGGUUCGUACAGAGAUUACCAGCAAUUCAGAAGCUCAGAUAAGGUGCUUGAUGAAGAUGCUGUUGGUCUUAAUCCCAACAUUUUGAAUAGACUACGAGGAAAGGAUAUACCUACAAUGACCAGGAUGCUCAAACAGUUGGCUCCAUAUUAUCCAGCACUUCAAAAAGCAAAUAUUCAGACAUUAGUCAAUGUGAUAGUAGAGACUAGAGGAAAAGAUUAA
Molecule: messenger RNA, 1843 nt
Organism: Gavia stellata (red-throated loon)
Lineage: Eukaryota; Metazoa; Chordata; Aves; Gaviiformes; Gaviidae
Exons: 14
Coding region: 113-1843 (576 amino acids)
Cellular component (GO): precatalytic spliceosome
Molecular function (GO): double-stranded RNA binding; single-stranded RNA binding
Source: RefSeq, a predicted model, not a curated record